Paramisgurnus dabryanus is the source of this 2832-nucleotide messenger RNA. RefSeq names its product TLR adapter interacting with SLC15A4 on the lysosome. The record is from RefSeq and is a predicted model, not a curated record. Gene Ontology annotation, biological process: regulation of toll-like receptor signaling pathway. Lineage: Eukaryota; Metazoa; Chordata; Actinopteri; Cypriniformes; Cobitidae.
ACUGUUAACAUACAUUUCAUGGUACUACUUAAAUUUCUCUAUGCAUGUUAUAUUCCAGGAUUACUUUUGCGUUACUUUUUCUUGGCUGAGGCUUGAUCUCUUUCAGACCUUGCAUAACCUUUCUUUCAUCACAAAAAUGUCGAGCUCUGGCCUGCCAUCUCAGUUUUUGACUCAAACUGUUCCCACACAGGUGUGUACGCAUAGAGUGCAUAAUGUGACUAUGUUUAGUUUAAUUCGGUACAUAUAUUUUUUCAACUAAAAAGUAACUUGCAUUACUUUUUUGAAUAAGUUACUCAAAUAUUAAUGUGUACAUUUAAAAAGUAAUGGAUUACUUUACUUGUUACUUCAGAAAAGAAAUAUUAUUACUUUAUGCACGUUACUUGUAAUGCGUUACCCCCAACACUGCCUGUCAUCAAUCCUAUUCCUUGACUUAAUGUCCUAUAGGCAGCCUUAAGAAAAUGAAUUACCAGUAGGUAAAUACAUUACAAUUUUUAUUUGAGGACUAUAACAUUUGCAAUAAUAUACCAAACAUUCUAUUCUUUAUAUUUAGAAAUUUAAUCCCUCAAUAACAUUAAGCUGCUUUGAGACAAUACAACAUGGUAAAAUAGCACUAUAUAAAUGUGAUAUUUAAAUACUUCCAUUAGGGAAAUUACCCAUAACUACAUGCUUGCUUAGAAAGAAAACCAAGGGGAAACAAGAAAAGGUGGUGUGUGUGCUCCCGUGAGAUAGAAAUAAUGUGGGUAUUUUCCAACGGUCACACAGGUGUCACACAGAGUCUUGCGGGUUAUGCAUGAUAAUAAUAAAUAGUACAAUAAAACAGUUUUAAGCUGUGCAACUGCCUGUAUUUAUUAGGAUGAAUACGACAAGCUUGGUUUACCGAACCAAGAAGGAUUGUUUCACUCAAAAAUUCACAAAUAAAAUUUACACAGAAAAUCUCAUUGUACUUAAUGCUUUCACUUCCUCUUUCAGUAAAGCAUAAAAGUGAGGAACAGUUUUCACUUUUAAUGAAACAAAACUACUUACAGGAGUGAUUGCAUGCUGCAGACAUAACUGCACAGAACAAGAGGUGAAGCCUUACUCAGCGUCCAAAGAUUCUUCACUGGAAAGAAAGAUGCUGUGUGAAAGUAAGCUGUGGUGUUUGACAUAUGAGUCUCGAUCUGAAUGUGCAAGUCUUCCAUCAUCUUGCACAGUUCCACCAUCAUCACCUCCCCUAAGUAAUCACCUCUCAGCCCAAAUCCUAGUCCACACAUCUGUAGAUGGACACGCCGAAACAACCUCGACCAAGUCGCAGCAAAGCAAUGUCCAUUCAUCCUCCAUAGACCCAUCUGCAAUAAGGCAGCUCUCCCCAGUUAUGGAUAUCCCCAGGCAGACAGAUUCACCAGAAUCAGAGGCAUUUCUGGUGCCUUCCAGCUGCCACAGCAUCUGUCAACACUACAGUGAUUUACACAUUGCUGGUGGCCAAGUGAUGCCUCUCAGCCCUGGUCCAAGCGACGCACAGGGAGACCACAGUCAGGCCCCACAAACUGGUCCUUUCCUUCUUUCUGGAGAUGUUCCUACCCCAUCACUGCUCCCUCCAUUGGUCCAUAAAUACAGAAAUUCAAGGCGCUGGAGGGACGAGAGUGCCCGUUCCUCUCUUAUGCAGCUCGGUCGCCCUCUUUCUAACUCGCAGCUUAAUAGCUACCUGGAACAGCAGCUCCUGGAGCUGUACAGGCAGUACCUGACCGAGGGACCCGCAGGGAUGAGGCCGGUUAUGGCCUCUGAGCUUCUGCAGACCAGCCUGGACCAGAUGACCCUUCAACUGAGCCGAGAGCAGAACAUGGAGACAGCACGGGCCAAAGACAUGUUGCUCAGCUGCCUGUUGAAAGUCACCAGCAGUUACCAGUCCAGUGAGAUCAGCACACCUUUACUGCAGAUCUCUACUGAAACUAAGUGAGACAGAUGACAGGCAGAUGUGGGAAAAAAACAUUAAAAGAAAUUUUGGUAAAGAAAGAAAUGUUGUUGCAUAUUUUUUCAGUGUUGUAUCUUGUAAAUCUGUAAAUUUGCGGAAUAGUAACAAUUGUGACUGGGGAGUGCUGACAGAUUUUUUUAUAACAUUAUAAAUACCAAAUGAAUAAUCUAGUUCUCACCUGCAAGAAUAAAACCUCUCCAGUUUUUAUCUCCUAGUCAAAUUUCUCAAACUCUUCCUAAAUUCACCUCUUUGUUCAUUUAGCCAGAACUUAAAACAAAAGACAUUUUGUACCAAAUUCUAAUAAAAUAUACAAAAAAUUCCACACUUCUUCUUGGUACCACUUCUGGACCACUUUAUCCUGUUCCCCAUAUUUAUUUACAGAUAGCCUGAAAUCAUGGCAUGCUGCUAUAUUUUGAAUUGACCACUAAUUUGAAUUAAGACUAAUAAAGCUCACAAUGGUGAAUAGUUAAAGGGAUAGUUCACCCAAAAAUAAAAAAAUCUGUCAUCAUUAACUCAUUCUCAUGUUGUUCUAAACCUGUAUGAAUUUCUUUUUGUUGCUGCACACAAAAUAUGAUAUUUUGAGAAAUGAUGGUAAACACACAGCAUAUAGUGUCCAUUGACUUCCAUAGUAGGAAAAAAAUAGUUUGGAAGUAUUGUGAUAAAUGAUGAAGAAAAUAUUUUGAUAAAUGAUGGUAAGCACACAGUUGACAGUACCCAUUGAAUUCCAUCAUAUUUUUUUAUUCCUACUAUGGAAGUCAAUGGACACUAUAUGCUGUGUGUUUACCAUAUCUUUUUUGUGUUUAUCAGAAAAAAGAAAUUCAUAAAGGUUUAAAACAACAUGAGGCUGAAUAAAUGAUGACAGAAUUUUCAUUUUUGGGUGAACU